AUGUCUCUUCUCGAGCGAGCUUUCUCCUUCUUGAAUUGCACUUGUUGCGGAAAGUUCUUCGGCUACAACGCGAAGGUGCUCUCCUGUGAGAAUCGGCGGAAUCGCAACUGCUUCGAUCACGAGGCCGUUUGUGGAAAGUGCAUGCACGAUCAUGCCGAAUCGAUCCACGUCAUCGACAAGCAGCGCUACAUCACCGAAUUCGUCGCUCGUCGUCACGACAUUGAGGAAAAGAUCCGUGAUUUCACCAACAAGAUGGAGACAAAAUUCUUUGAUGGAUCGAUUGGUCCUUUGAUGGAUCGAUCGAUUGUGAUGGCUGAGGCAGAGGCGAGCAAGGCGAAAUCUGCGGACUUUGCUGAGGUUGCUGAGCGGAGGAAAGCCGAACUGCUGCAACUUCGUUCUGUCUACAAUGGUUCUUUUGGGCUGAAAGUUGCUCAGCCGAAGUCGCUUUCGGGAACUUCUACCACAAGUGUUGCUGUUGAAUCGGUUCUCGAGAAAGAAGUGGUCGCUGAGGAGCCAAAGAAGCUUGAUUUCCCUGGAAUUGAUCUGAAGCCUCAAGAGGAGGAAGGAAAGCAACAGCAAAUGCAAGCGUAUCAGUCUGCUCGACUUCAACCCGACAAGACGGCCCAAUCGACAUUAUCACUCAACCCAAUCCCGCCCGGCGACAUCAUCACUCAACCCAACGCGAAGGUCGUUUUCAACGCCCCCUACGACGACAAGCACACCUACCACAUCAAGGUGAUCAAUGCUAGCAGUCGUCGUAUCGGCUGGGCCUUCAAGAUCACCAACAUGAAGCGACUUGGAGUCGACCUACCAUGCGGUGUUUUGGACCCAAAGGAGGGUGUCCUUGUUGCCGUCUCAUGCGAUGCCUUUGCCUUCGGUCAUGAAGAGACCAACAACGACCGCAUCAUAAUCGAAUGGACCAACACCCCCGACGGUGCCGCCAAGCAAUUUCGCCGUGAAUGGUUCCAAGGAGGUGGAAUGGUCCGCCGCAAGAAUUUCCCCAUUGAGUACAACCCU
Messenger RNA from Mesorhabditis belari, 1017 nucleotides. The record is from the annotation of a GenBank genome assembly. Lineage: Eukaryota; Metazoa; Nematoda; Chromadorea; Rhabditida; Rhabditidae.